CCCCAGUAUCAAAGAAGAGCUCUCCAUUAAUGGAUAGCAUGAAUGAUGAAGUGCCAGCCAAUGUUGCUGAUUCACAAGUUUAUAAAUCUCGACGACUCCGAAAUCAACCAACCAAUAAUGACCAUAGCAGUUGCAUAAAUAAUGAUGAGCAAAGUUUUCACACGCCUAUUAAAAGGCAGCAGCCACGAGAGUUUGAACACCAACAGCAACAUUCACCUGACGUACCAUUCAUGAGUAGUCAGCUGUGUGGGACACAAGAAUGUGAAGUUGUGUGGGACUGUAAUUCUCCUGGCUUCUCUAAAGAUGACCUCAAACGUAUGCCAGGUGGUGGUGCUGGAGAAGGGUAUACAGCCGAAACUCCAGUGGCCUUCGUUGUUCCUACACCCCAUCGCCUGUUCCCCAGAGCUAGGGGCCGCCCACCUCCAACAUCGUCUUGUAAAAAUACCACUGCACAGUUAGAAGAGCUUUUGGAUCAACUUACCAGUAAAGAAAAUAAGUCAGAAAGAAUUCAUGUUGAAGAUCUUCCACCAUUAGACUUCAAAUCACAAAGGGAAAGCUCUGGUGAUGACUCUGACCCAGUUCUAGAUGAAGAUUCCACUCCCAGUACAUUGCCACUUCCAGGAUUAAUAAAGCAUGCCCUGUCACAGCCUUUUGAUGUGGGUGAUGGUAAUGACAAAAAUGAAGAACAACUAAUGGUUCCAGAAGUUAAGGACAUGAACCUUACUAGUGAUCAAGAUGAUUCAUUAUGGGGUGAUGAUCUCAAUAUUGGUAUAUGUGAUAUUAGUGAAAUUAAUAUAGUGUCUGACACAGACACCAGACAUUUUGUGAAAGAGAAAGUAAGUGUUGCACUUGAAAAGGAUAAAGUGAACAUAGGUGAUGAUGUGAAGGAUGUUUCUAAUGUAUCUGUAGAUAUAUUUGAUGAUGAUCUGUUCAAUGAUUCAGUGAUAAAAACUACACAAGCCUUGGAAGAAGCCAUGGCUAAAAAAGACAGUGGAAUUUUGUUUACCGAUGUAGACAAUAGAAAUUCUCAAGAAUCAGAACAAAGGAAUAAUCUUUCAGGUUAUGUUAACAUUAGUAAAGAUAAAACUAAUCAGAAAGAUGUAGACUACAAAAUUUGUUUAAAUACUGAUUAUAUAAUCAGUGGUAAUAGUAGUAUUAGGCAUAUCAGCAAUGUUACUAGUAUAAAUAGAAACAGUUCAAGUGUAACCCAGAGUGCCAUAGUACCUUAUAAUUCUGCUAAUAAUAAUAUCAACAAAAAUACAACUUGCCAAACUUUUAGUAAUAUCAAAGUAAAUAGCUCUUGUAAUCAGAGUAAAUCCAGUGCUUCCAGUAUCUAUAACAAAAAUAUUGAUAAUCAUAUUUCUGGUGAUGAGAGUAGCUGUAGCCCUGUCAUUGGUAAGACCCUUAUAUCCCCCACAAAUAAUCUUCAAAGGCGAGUUAGAAGUUCAUUUCAGUUAGGCAGAAUUGUGUCUGAUUCAUUGAAAAAUCCCUUGAAUAAUACUCUAGAAAGUAAUUCUCAUGUAUAUAGUGUUAAUGCUAGUAAAUUUAUAAAUAAGACACCUAUAAAUGAAAGUGGCUUUGAAAAUAUUGGUUCAAAAAAUAUAUCUGAUAAUAAUUCUGUACAUAAAACUGCAAUAGCAAACAUUGAGUCAAAAGGUAUACAGAAUGUACAUGUGAUAAAUCCUAUAGCUAAUGAGGAGACAUGCCAGGCAACUAAGGCCCCCAGUAUAAAAAUCAAAAGCCCAAGUGCAUCUAACUAUCAUUCUGUUUUUUCGAAUAUACCAUCGAAAAAAUCUAGUAGUGAUUGUUCUAAUCAAGUAGGACGACUGACAAGUACAGGUCAGACAGCAAGAGGACCUAUAAUGCGCUCGCAUUCUACUGAUAAUGCAAAGGUUACUGUUGAUCUGCCAUCUGUCACUCAGCGGAGCAAAAGCUCAAUGGAUGGAGAUGUUUCCCGAGAAUUUGGAGAGGAUGAUGAAUUUUUUAAGUCGUUGCUCUCUGAUCUUCCCGAAGAUGAGGAGUUAUUUAAAAUUGCUUCUUACCAUCCACAAUCUAGUGUGCAGAAAUGUAGAAUAAGUGUGCCUCCUCAGAGUGAUGAAUGCUCCGUGAAUAUUGUGAAGUUCCCUGAAAAUUUUAAUUCUGAUAAACCUUUGCGUGAAGAAAACCCUGCAGUAAGUUCUCAUGCAUACAUAAAAGAUGAAGUAAAGACAUCUCGUCAAAAAUCUGUUGUGCAGGCUUACAAAACCUUGAAGACUUCACUCAAGCACUCACAUUCUUUAACUGAAGGCAGAAGGGAUCAGAGGUACUUCAACCAUACCACACAAGCAUCUAAUCUUCAUAACCCAAGACUAGACACCAGUAAAAUGUCUGUAAAUAUGGAAAAUUCACGUGAUGAUGUGCAAAACGUUGAGAAAAAAGUAGACAACAAAGCCAGCAAGCAGAACUCUCUGACAGCACCUCAGUUGUACACCAGUGACAUCUUGGAUGAUGAUCUCUUUGAAGAUGAUGUUUUAACAUUAAUAGAUGAAGUUGAAUCCCAGUAUGGCAGUCAAAAAGCACAGUCUGAAAUGUCCAACUCACAGCAAUCACUCUCUCAGUCACUGAGAUGCACACAAGAUGAAAUUGAUCGUAAGAAAGAAGCAGCGCGGCGAUUACGUGAAGAAAAAUUAAAACUGCGAAGUCAGCCCAUACAGUAUUCAUAAUCUUGUUGAGCUUUAUUGGUAACCCUCAUAAAUUUUUGCUUGUAAAUUACCCGUCUUAAAAAAAUAUAUUAUAAUUUUUAUACUAUAUAUUGUUUUGUGAUUGUUACUCAUCUUACAUUUUUUGUAUUUUACCAUGCAAUAAAUAUUUGUAAAGAA
Molecule: messenger RNA, 2858 nt
Organism: Cherax quadricarinatus
Lineage: Eukaryota; Metazoa; Arthropoda; Malacostraca; Decapoda; Parastacidae
Source: RefSeq, a predicted model, not a curated record